GUAUAUUUUCCAAGAUGGCGGAAAAUGCAAAGAAGAAAAGAACAAAAAGCAAGCGACAAAUUCUUAUGAGUGUAUUUGACUGUUUGAAUGCGUAAAUUGAUGCAUUUGUUGAUCCAAAGAACAUAGCUAAUGUGAAUGUCCAUACCAAAGCUACUGAGCAGAUCUGCCACGUUGAGCGGCUUCUCCGUGCCGCAGAGCUUUUAACAAGCUAAACAUUCAAAAUUUCUAUCUGCGGACGACGACCUUGUAUUUCUAUUCAACAGAAUAAGAAAAGAUCGACAAGCAAGAACAUCAAAAUAUUAGUUGGCAAGAGUAGUAGAUAGUAGUAAAGGGGUCCAGCAUCUGUAUUUUUUUUGGAAGCACGGAGACUUGGGCGCCUCUACGAAACCGAGCUGAUCAGUCUCAGCAUAUGCCGACGCCACGCCGCGUUAUUUGUGUCGUGUGUUAGGACCCAAUUAAACGCUCCAAUGUUUCACCAUCUCUUGUGCUGACCAAGAGGGUGUUGUAACGAAAUCACAGCCACAUCUAACAACAGACUAUGUCUGUCUUUUAUCGUCACCAAAAUCCAGAAGAGCACACAUAGCUAUGGCUGCCACAAGAAAACUGCAAGGCGAAAUUGAUCGAUGUUUAAAAAAGGUAGCAGAGGGUGUCGAAACGUUUGAAGAUAUUUGGAAAAAAGUACACAAUGCUACAAACACCAAUCAGAAGCAAAAACAUCUGCAAGAGAAGUACGAAGCAGAUCUUAAAAAGGAAAUUAAGAAGCUUCAGCGAUUGCGCGACCAGAUCAAAUCAUGGAUUGCAUCAGCCGAAAUUAAGGAUAAGAGCUCGCUUCUUGAAAAUCGUAGGCUUAUUGAAACCCAAAUGGAACGCUUUAAAGUGGUGGAGCGCGAAACAAAAACAAAAGCUUACUCCAAGGAAGGUUUGGGCGCUGCACAAAAGAUGGAUCCUGCCCAGCGGAUCAAAGAUGACGCCCGCAAUUGGUUAACAAGUUCAAUAAGUUCACUUCAAAUACAAAUUGACCAGUAUGAGAGUGAGAUCGAAUCGUUACUGGCAGGUAAAAAGAAACGAUUGGAUCGUGAUAAACAAGAGCGAAUGGAUGAUCUGAGAGGGAAGCUGGACCGGCAUAAAUUUCAUAUAACAAAACUGGAGACUCUGCUUAGGUUGCUCGACAACGACGGAGUCGAAGCAGAGCAGGUAAACAAGAUCAAGGACGAUGUCGAAUACUACAUUGAUUCCUCUCAAGAACCAGACUUUGAAGAAAAUGAGUUCAUCUACGAUGAUAUAAUCGGACUCGACGAAGUAGAGCUUAGCGGCACGGCUACGACAGACAGUAACAACAGUAACGAGACAAGCGGAUCUCCAAGUAGCGUCACCUCCGGACGCAGUCCGUCUCAGUCACCCGUCACGGUUCAACAAAUUUUAAACGCAUCGUCGCAGCCAAUACUCAGUAGUGGGAGCAACGCAGCCAGCGCUGGACUGUUUCAACAACAGCCGGCUACGCCGUCAAAUGGCAAUAAUUUAGGCUAUGCGAGCGAAACAACCGCAGCCACAUCAUCAGUUAACACGUCUACAGAUGCAUCGGGUGGUAUAGUUGUUACAAAUUGCGGAGGAGGCGUUGGCGAUAAACGUAACAAGAUUUGCGAAAACAAUGCCAACAGCAAAUUGAAACCACAGACGCAACAGCUUAUUAAGCCGACACCCGUUCGAGUGACGACCAAGCAGGCCUUAACUAGUGAUGGCCAAGUCAAUAAGAUUGUCAGUUCAACCCCCUGCAAAAUUCAGCCACAGCUGCCCACCGCAGCUUCAAUCAUCGCAGCCUCUACACUCCAAUCGCAAAACGAUAGCAGUGGAAAUUUCAACUCCCCAGGGACGGGAGCAGCACAAUCAUCAUCCAGUGGUCAAAUUCUAGCGGUGCAACCACACGCUUCAACGCCUAGCCCCAGUGGCGCCAGUAUCGCAGCCGUAACAACAGGAGCAUUUAAUGCCGCCACAGCUGCUGCAUCUAAUACCGUUUCGUCAACGACCAGUUUCAAUCUCCAAGGCCCAUCUGUGAUCCAAGCAACACCAACCAUUGCAUUUGCUGCAGUAGCAAAACACAAUACAUCACUACUUGAAAAUGGUCCAGUACUACAGCAGCAACCAUCAACAGCUUCCACGGUGGCGGCUAUCGUAGGAGCCGUAGCACAGCCUCAGCAGCAACAUGGGCCACAAUUAUCUAAUCUUCAAACGAAAUCACCUCACAUGCAAAAUGGUCUGACGAUCUCCGAAAGUAAUACUGACAAUAGCAGUGUUGCAGGUACAAUAUCCCUAAAAACAAUGGCCCAGGAAGCCAUUAAUCGAUCAGUGUCCGAUUCCAAUUCAUUAAGUCAGCAGCAAAUUAGCAACACUGACACAAGUCAGCAGCAAUCGCAGAAAUCACUCCACCAUCAUUUCAGUUCGGAAACAAAUGCCAAUCAACAGCAAUUAACACCACAGCACAAACAGCCGCUUCAGAGUACAACUGGUAUAAUUUCCGCUGCGGCACUUUCCACAGGAACCGGAAACGGACCUUCGACCGCUAGUGGACUUAUAAAUCUGCCGAACGCUGCUAGUCAGCCCAUCAGCGGCAAUGCCAAAUCGCAUGCAUGUCCGCAUCAGCAGGUGGCCACAACGGAAGCGCACAUUCCUACUCUACUUGGAGUGACACCGUUAGGUCCAACGCCACUCCAGAAGGAGCAUCAAAUGCAGUUCCAAAUGAUGGAAGCCGCUUAUUAUCAUUUGCCACAGCCCAUGGACACUGAAAAGGUGCAAACUUACUUUCAUCGCGCACCAGUGCCUACGCCAGCGCAUUAUCCACAGGCACAGCUGCCAAUAUAUGAUACCGUUGAAUUCUAUCAACGACUCUCAACGGAGACCCUUUUUUUUGUAUUCUACUAUAUGGAGGGCUCUAAGGCACAAUAUCUGGCGGCCAAGGCCUUGAAGAAACAAAGCUGGCGUUUUCACACCAAAUACAUGAUGUGGUUUCAAAGGCACGAGGAACCCAAAAUUAUCAACGAUGAUUACGAACAGGGUACGUACAUCUAUUUUGAUUAUGAAAAGUGGAGUCAGCGAAAGAAGGAGGGAUUUACUUUUGAAUAUAAGUACUUAGAGGACAAGGAGCUGAAUUGAAAAUGUUGCAAUGUGUUUUGCUACCUUCGUCUAUAAGAACAUCAAUCCAUUUAAAUUAUAAAAUAAAAAAAUACCGUUUUAUUACGAAUUAAAACAAACGCAUAAAUCAUAAACCGAAAAACAGUAAUCGAGAAAAUUGUCAGGUAAAGAACCAGAUAAGCCGCUAUAAACAAAAGUUAAUAAUAAAUGAACUAUAAUAAUUAUUUGAAAUGCAUCUAAUAUAUAAAAGUUUUUGUGCUUAGAACAACUACGUUUAAUUUGAAUAUUCUCGCUGACUAAUGAGGAUUUUAAAACGUGAGAUUCAUACAAGACUUUUUUAUACAUUUCAAGUAGGCCUUUUUUUCAUUAAAUCAAAAUAACUUAAAUUCAGUUUCGUGAUUUAUCUAUGCGCUCCCAAAUACCGAAUGCAGCAUGCCCUUAUUAAUAAAAUUUAAAAAAAAUAAAAAUCAUUAGCCAAGUUUGUAUGCCCCUAAAAAUAGAUGCAAAUAAAAAUUUAAUAAAUUUCAGCUGAUCUUAUUUCAAUUUAAUUUUAUAUUUAUGGUUACUAAGAUCAUUGAUUAAGUUGUUUAAACUUUAUACAAAUAUAAGGAACAAUAAAAACAUGAGUAGCUGUA
Messenger RNA from Drosophila biarmipes, 3761 nucleotides. It is a transcript of the gene Not3, whose product is annotated as CCR4-NOT transcription complex subunit 3. The record is from RefSeq and is a predicted model, not a curated record. Gene Ontology annotation, cellular component: nucleus; CCR4-NOT core complex; P-body. The coding region runs from base 586 to 3147 and encodes 853 amino acids. The transcript is spliced from 10 exons. NCBI's taxonomy places the organism in Eukaryota, Metazoa, Arthropoda, Insecta, Diptera, Drosophilidae. Gene Ontology annotation, biological process: regulation of DNA-templated transcription; nuclear-transcribed mRNA poly(A) tail shortening.